AUGAAGAGGGAGGUUUCUGCCCUGAAAAAGGAGAACAAGACUCUUGAAUCAAAGAUGAAAAAGCUGGAAGAUCAGGCCGAGGCUGCCACUAAGGCCCAACAGAUGGCCGAAGAAAAAGCGGAGUCUGCUGAGGCUAUAAGAAAAGUUGCUGAGGCCGAAAAGAGAGAGGCCGAGGUCAAAAAGGCCCAAGCUGAAAAAGAGCUUCAGAAGGCUCUGGUAACCAAAGAAGCCGAAAUCAAGGAAGCUGAUGAGAAGGCUUACGCCCAGGGCAUAGCUGACGUCACUGAGGAAUACAAACUUCAACUUAACAUUCCUGACGAUUCGCCACUGCGUAAAGCUGACGUUAUUCCUCUGCUGUUCCCCCCACCUCCUCCAUCAAGUCAACCUGAAGGAGAGUCUGAAUCUGAGCCUGAAGGUGAGGAGGAAGGUGAGGACGAGGCUUUAGUAAGGAAGUCCAAGGAGGCUGGUGAGAUCAAGUCUCCUCCUCAGGAUGAUCAAGUCCUAGACUUGACUCAUGAGGAGGAUGAGGAGGUUAUCAAGGAGGCCACUCCUGAGAAAGCGUCAUCUAAUGUUCCUCCAGUUGGCAAGAGCGUUGAUGAAACACUUACCGAGAUCGACGCCGAGAUCGCCGCAGAUAAGGAAGCCGAGGUAUCUCUCCAGGAGACUUCUGAGGUUCAGAUCCAACCAGUUGUUGAUGCUGAAAAGUCUUAA
Messenger RNA from Camellia sinensis, 711 nucleotides. The record is from RefSeq and is a predicted model, not a curated record. NCBI's taxonomy places the organism in Eukaryota, Viridiplantae, Streptophyta, Magnoliopsida, Ericales, Theaceae.